Molecule: messenger RNA, 1692 nt
Organism: Dimorphilus gyrociliatus
Lineage: Eukaryota; Metazoa; Annelida; Polychaeta; Dinophilidae
Source: the annotation of a GenBank genome assembly
AUAUGAGUCCUACAGGCGGCGUUAGUUGUGAAAGAAAAAAUGGUCGGUUGUUAAAAUCUCUUUUCUUGUUGGAAAUUUAAUGAACCCCUAUAAAAAUGGCAACGGCUAAAGAGGAAAAAUUUUCUAAAGAUGUUUAUCAGAUAUUUUUAAUUGUUUUAACUAACGAUAGAAAUCAAUUAGAGAAAUACCUUAACUACUGGACAACUGAUUAUACAAGAUCUAUACUUAGUGAAGAAGUACGUCUGCUUACUCUAAAAGACUCUUUGCUGAAAGGAAGUGAAAUUGUACUAAAGCUGCAAACAUGUAACAUUGAAUCGUUAACUUCUACUCAUUUAGCUGCUUAUAAAGGCUACGAUGAUCUACUUACAACACUUCUUACUAACGAUGAAGCUCUGCUGAAUAUCAGAUUGAAAAAUUCUGAUAUUGGUUUACUUCAUCUUGCUUCAUUCGGUGGUCAUAUUAGCACUGUAGUUCUUCUUGUUGAAGUCUUUCAAGUAGACAUAGAGGAUAGGGAUAAAUGUGGAUGGCGACCUCUUCAUUUUGCUAGUUGCGGAGGACAUUUUCAACUAGUCAAAACACUUGUUAGUGAAAAAGGAGCGAUAUGUGACGCUAGAGAUGAAGAUGGGGCAACAGCGGCAUUUCGCGCAUUAGUCAAUGGUUUUGGAACAAUAGCGAAUUUUUUAACAGACCGACAGAAUGUACCAGACGUUCUCAUUGAAGCUGAAUUGAACGAAAGGACAUUAGAAAAGAGUCGAAGAGCAUCCGAGCCGAGUUAUCGAGCGUUCAGUAAAAAAGAUAGACAAAUCAGUACGAGCCCGGAAUUCUCAAAAUCGGCAAAAUAUCGUACUGUUAGACAAUUAAUCAGAGAUGAAGUAAGGAAUUUGAAAUUAAAGGAACAAGGACAAGGCGAAGAAAAAGAAGAAACCUACUCAGAGCCGAUUAAUGAGAUGCUUUUGGAAAAUGUAGGGGAAAAUACUCUCAAAGAAAUAGUCCAGCAUGAAAUAAAAAAUAUUAAUGACGACACAAACGACGAUCCCAUAUAUGCCUCAAUUGAUGAAGAUUUACUAUCGACGGGUCCUGUAAAUAUCGCUCCUCCCGUUCCACCACGAAGAAAUUCCUCAAAAACAAGUAUGGAAGAAAGCGAAGAUGAGCUUCCAAUUUUAUUAACUGAAUCAAUGAAAUUUCCUACAAUGAGGUCAAAUUGUGAAUCGUUGCAAGCAUGUAUUCAACGUCUAAGUCGUAAUUUAGGUGACCAGUGGCGUCAUUUGGCAAGAGCCCUUCCCAUCGAAAAAGGGGGUACGAACAAAGUAAAUAACCGGAUUAAGGCCAUAGAAAGAAAAUACCCGGAUAACGAAGUUAAGCAGGCCGAAUCUGCUUUGGCAGAAUGGAGAAUAAAUGCCGGUAGAAGUGCAUCUACUGAAGUCUUGAUAGAUGCGUUGGAAACAGCUAAAUUAGACAAAUAUCUACCUAUUAUUUAUGAAACAUUAUGCGAAGAUUAUCCUUAGUGAUUUUUCUUUAAUAAAAAUUCAUUUGAAGUUAGAUAGAGUGAAAAAUUCUUUGCUCAUUUAAAUAUGAAUAUCUGUCCCAAAACCCGGACAAAAAUUUGACAAAAUGAAACAAUAUACAGUCACAAUUAAUAGUGUUUUAAAGAUUUCGCUUAAAUAAAAAUAAAGAUUUAAUUUUAGUGAGGAG